This is a messenger RNA of Bursaphelenchus xylophilus (pine wood nematode), 1798 nucleotides long. Lineage: Eukaryota; Metazoa; Nematoda; Chromadorea; Rhabditida; Aphelenchoididae. The record is from the annotation of a GenBank genome assembly.
AUGGGGUAAGUGGGUUAAAAUUACGCAGUAAAUGCUCUAAUAUCUCCCAAAAAACAUGGGCUACAUUUUGCACAACAAUUUAUCGCCUGAAUAGCUAAUUUUACUCAAUUUUUAAACUUAGAAGUUACACUGGGAUGGAUAACACGGAAAUUGAAUCGAUUCCAGUAAAAUGACAUGCCCGGCACGGAUAUUACGCUGUAAACUUCCUUGUAAUUACGAAUAGGCAUAAUUAGAUACGGUGGGAGUUCCGGAGGAUACAGAUGUAAUAAAUUAAAAAAAUGUUUUGGCGUCAUCAUGUGUAAUAUAUAUAUGUAAAUUGAUGGUAUAAAUAACUACAGAUAUUUGGUAACCGAUUUUAGAGAUAAGGUGCAGACUUCAACUGCUGUCAGAGGCCGCAGAAAGCUGAACGAAGCCGGAUUGGCUUCGAUCAACAACUUUGCUCAAAAAUAUGCAAAAUUGGGAGCGGAGGGGGCGAUAACGGAGUUCGAAGAACUGGAAAAAGAGGCCGAGACCAUGGAGAAACCUGAAUGUAAGGCCUUCAAGGAGAACUCAUCGAGGAACAGAGACAAAAAGAAUAUUUGUCCGGAUCAAACCCGGUAAGAAAAAACUUUUUUUUGUGGCUAGAAGUUCAAAAAGAUGUCUUUUGUACGUAAAAGUCUUUACAAUUUGUUGAAGCUUAUUAAACUUUUGCUUAUUUUUUCGAGAUUCCCAACGGUUACAUUUGUAAUUUUGCGAAAGUGGCAAUACUUUUAUUUGCCCCGUUUGUAGGCGUCGAAAGCGCAUCAAAGUUUAGUCAUUCUUGGCUGUUGCUAUAUAAAAAACAAGGCAUAAUUUGAUUAUUCAUCCCUGUUCGCUGCGCCUCCUUGAAUAUUUAUAUGUUUGAGAGUCGUCCUGACGUGUAAUGUGCCCCCAGGAACCGAUUAUUACAAUGCCAAUUGGAUCAAGGUCCCCUCUUUGGACCGACCUUUUAUUGCAGCCCAAUCUCCAGUUGAGAGUACUAUCAAUGACUUUUGGAGAAUGGGUAAGGCUGCUUUGUAGGACAAUGGAAUUUAAAUUCCAAAUCUUGGAUCUCACUGUAUUAAAUAUGCCUUUUUAGUCUUCCAGGAAAACUGUUCGACCGUCUUGCUUACCGGUACCCCAAAAGAGAACGACAGUCCAGAUUUUUGGCCACAGAAGGCGGGAGAACAUUGCAAUUACAAGGACAUCUUCGUCAACAAUCGCCGAGUCGAUUCUUACGCUGAUUUUAGUGUCUACAAAUUGGAGUUGUUACCUGAUGCCUGCUCCAAUUCUAUCUUUGUGAACCUUGUUGUGUUCCCUGGAUGGCUGGACAAAGACAGACCAAAAAUGCACACCAUGGCAUUCCUGAGAUGCUGGAAACAAUUCCCUGGCGUCAGUCCAAUUUUCUUUAUUAUUGUAGUUGAUAAAAAAAAGAAAAUAAUAUUUCAUUUCAGGGAAUGCAAGCUUCAGCUCCAAUUGUAGUAGCCAGCAAGCUCGGACGUGGUCGGACUGGCGCCGUUCUUCUUCUCCAUGCCGCCAAUGUUGCUGUUACCAAAGGGCAGGAGAUUUGUGUGAGUUUCUAAUAAGAAAUGAGACUUUUGUUUGAUGAUUUACAUAAUUUGGAUAAUUUUAGCUAAAGACCAUUCUGAAAGAGUUCCGAAAACAACGUCCUGGCCUCGUCGCAACCCCCGAACAAUACUGCUGGGUGAUCAUGAACGUGCUCUGUUAUUAUAGCGCCAAGAUCAUGGACAUCCGCGAUUACGCCUCUGCCUUCCAUGAAUCAUAUGCCAAACUGAAAUAA